Molecule: messenger RNA, 576 nt
Organism: Lycium barbarum (goji berry)
Lineage: Eukaryota; Viridiplantae; Streptophyta; Magnoliopsida; Solanales; Solanaceae
Product: serine/threonine-protein phosphatase 7 long form homolog
Exons: 1
Coding region: 1-576 (191 amino acids)
Biological process (GO): meristem development; meristem maintenance
Source: RefSeq, a predicted model, not a curated record
AUGGCGGAAAAUAAUGCAUAUCAGAUGGAUCCGGGUCCACUCGACUCGUCCAUAUUGAAUGAACAACUCACCCAUAGGUCACGGGAUAUAUGGGAUGGAAAGGAUAAUGUGAUUUUGAAUACAAGGAGAUGUGAUGGAAAUUUUUGGGACUUCGUAAAGGAACAUCCAAUUGAUACACGAGUCUUGGAAGUGAUUAGACUAUCGGGAUUGUACGGUGUUUAUAGAUCUCAUCGACCUACUAUUGAUCGUAGUUUGAUUACUUCAUUAGUGGAAAGAUGGUGUCCUGAAACUCAUACGUUCCACUUUAGGACGGGAGAAGCGACAAUCACCUUGCAAGACGUAGAGGUAUUGUAUGGAUUACCCGUGAAUGGUGAUCCAGUACUUGGGAAUGAGUUGGCGAGGAGCACAGAGGAUUGGAAAGACAUUUGUCAAAGAUUAUUAGGUUUUAGUCCACUUCCUGGAGACUUUAAAAAAUAUAGCCUCAAGGUAUCUGCACUUUAUCAACACAUGCUACGUCAUCCAAAAUUACUUGACACGGCAACACAAGAUAUGGUCAAUCAGAAGGCUAGAUGUUAG